Pyrenophora tritici-repentis Pt-1C-BFP is the source of this 903-nucleotide messenger RNA. RefSeq lists its product as uncharacterized. NCBI's taxonomy places the organism in Eukaryota, Fungi, Ascomycota, Dothideomycetes, Pleosporales, Pleosporaceae. Gene Ontology annotation, cellular component: nucleus. Gene Ontology annotation, biological process: regulation of transcription by RNA polymerase II. Gene Ontology annotation, molecular function: DNA-binding transcription activator activity, RNA polymerase II-specific; RNA polymerase II transcription regulatory region sequence-specific DNA binding. The record is from RefSeq and is a predicted model, not a curated record.
AUGCGACUCGCCUCAAGCUACAACGUCCGCAUGUUCUGGCAACCAUCUCAACGCGGAGUCUUCGUCAAGCCACCCUGGAACGGUCCUCUGCUUGAUUCCACCUCGCUGCUUCCUACUUCUUCCUCGGCCGCCUUGACUAGUGCUCUGCUUGCACCGGACCCUUCCUUUCACAUGACCGUGGAUUGGCAACUCUUUCCUACUUUAGACUCACAAUAUCUGGACCAUGACACACAACUGCUUCCUGGCGACUCCACUCCCCUCACUCUCGCCGAGGCACAUACAAACAUGUUUGCCGUGUCGUCUGGCACGGGAAUCACAAACAAUAUGAAUACGUCUGUGCCAAUGAUGAGAGACUUCUCCCACUCCGCUUCUUCCUCCACAAGUCCCAAGGACCGGAGCUCGUCAUCUCCUGAGCACUCUUAUUCUUCCAAAUUGUCAUCUACAAAGGACAGCCCCCUAGCACCUGAACCUUCCUUUCGCGUUGAAAAGCGUAAAGCCAAUACGCUCGCUGCCCGUCGCUACCGCCAAAAGCGUGUCGAUCAAAUGAGCACUCUCGAAACCGAACUCAAGCAAGUCAAAGCCGAACGAGAUGAGCUCAAAGUCCGCAACGCCAGGCUCGAAGGCGAGGUGGAGACGCUUCGUGCUCUGCUUUGCGCUAAGAAGUAAACAUGUGCUAAACUGUCAGCACCUGACAGCUUCUCUUGUCUCUUUCGAGUUUCAACUGGGUCAUCCUCUCAGACGAUGUCGGAAUUAGAACGAUCAUGGCACGGUAGUGCUCAUUUCGGCAAAAUGGGUGUUGUAAUCUCAGGAGGGGCUUGCAUGGAAACGGUCAUGGGCACUCACACGCUCGGUCAGGUCAUGUUGAAGCAUCUCGAUAUGUGUUUCACGAAUGCUACAUAAUUU